ACAACAAAAGGAAAAAAGAACAAAAUAAUUAAAUAAAAACAAUUUAAUUUUUUCAGUAUGUGUGUCUGUCUUCCAUUUCCACAAAUUAUAUAAACACCCAAAUAAGAUCUCAUUCUCUUAUAAAUAAAAAAUGGGUUGUCGUCAAAUCUGGUUCAUAGUUUUGUUCCUCUGUGUGUUUCAGUUCUUGGACUACACAGUUAGCUCCACCGUUGAAGAGAAUGGGAAGGUGUUUGUGUACGGAAGAGCCGCCGUGGGAACUAUAGACGAAGACUUCAUUUGCGCCACCUUGGACUGGUGGCCGCCGGAGAAAUGUGACUACGGCACUUGUAGUUGGGACCAUGCUUCCAUUCUCAAUCUGGAUUUGAACAACAUUAUUCUUCAAAAUGCAAUCAAAGCAUUUGCUCCAUUGAAAAUAAGAAUAGGUGGAACAUUACAAGACUUGGUGAUAUAUGAGACGCUAGAUCAACAGCAACCUUGUCUUCCUUUUACCAAAAACUCUUCAAUUAUCUUUGGUUACACACAAGGAUGUCUGCCUAUGCGUCGAUGGGACGAGCUCAAUGCCUUCUUCCGUAAAACUGGAGCUAAAGUCAUCUUUGGACUGAAUGCACUCUCGGGUCGUUCCAUAAAACCUAACGGUGAAGCCAUAGGAGCCUGGGAUUCCACCAAUGCUGAAUCAUUUAUCCGGUUUACAGCACAGAAUAACCAUACCGUAGAUGGUUGGGAGCUCGGCAAUGAGUUGUGUGGAAGUGGUAUUGGUGCACGAGUUGCAGCCAAUCAGUAUGCUAUAGACACCAUAAAUCUAAGAAACAUUGUGAACCGGGUUUACAAGAACAUGAGUCCCAUGCCAUUAGUGAUAGGCCCGGGUGGCUUCUUUGAAGCUGCUUGGUUCACAGAAUACCUGAGCAAAACAGAAAACUCUCUCAACGCUACCACACACCACAUCUACGAUCUCGGUCCAGGGGUCGAUGAACAUCUGAUAGAAAAGAUAUUAAACCCUUCGUAUCUGGACCAAGAGGCAAUAACGUUCCGCAGCCUCAAGAACGUAAUAAAAAAAUCCUCAACCAAGGCCGUGUCAUGGGUUGGUGAGUCUGGUGGUGCCUACAACAGCGGGAGGAAUCUUGUCUCUAAUGCUUUCGUGUAUAGUUUCUGGUACUUGGACCAGCUUGGUAUGUCAUCAGUGUAUGAUACCAAAACAUAUUGUAGACAGUCUCUGAUCGGAGGAAACUAUGGGUUGCUAAAUACUACUAAUUUCACACCCAAUCCAGACUAUUACAGUGCCCUGAUCUGGCGACAACUUAUGGGAAGAAAGGCAUUGUUCACAAGCUUUUCCGGAACCAAAAAGAUACGUUCAUACACCCACUGUGCAAGACAAUCUAAAGGAAUCACAGUUUUACUGAUAAACCUUGACAACACUACGACAAUUGUAACAAAAGUAGAGUUAAAUAACACUUUCAGUCUGAGACAUACAAAGCACAUGAAGUCUUAUAAAAGAGCAACUUACCAACUUCCUUCGGAUAGUAAUGGGGAAAUCCAAAGAGAAGAGUAUCACUUGACAGCAAAAGAUGGAAACUUACACAGUCAGACUAUGCAACUCAACGGUAAUGCUCUUCAGGUUAAUUCAAUGGGUGACUUACCUCCUAUAGAGCCGAUACAUAUAAAUUCAACAGAGCCAAUAACAAUAGCUCCAUAUUCCAUAGUGUUUGUGCAUAUGCGGACUGUUGUUGUACCUGCAUGUGCUUAGGUAGCUGCAUAUGGAACUUAAGACAGUUCCUCCAUUCAGUUAUUUGAUUAGAGAUAAAGAAACAAGUGUACCUUUCUUUCAGAAACCUAUGGGCAUUGAAAUCUGUAAGUUCAAAGUAUUUGGACCAAAUAAAAUAAGUAAAACAAUUUCGAAACCCAAAA
Messenger RNA from Camelina sativa (false flax), 1902 nucleotides. Its product is annotated as heparanase-like protein 3. The record is from RefSeq and is a predicted model, not a curated record. Gene Ontology annotation, molecular function: beta-glucuronidase activity. Gene Ontology annotation, cellular component: membrane; plant-type cell wall. NCBI's taxonomy places the organism in Eukaryota, Viridiplantae, Streptophyta, Magnoliopsida, Brassicales, Brassicaceae.